UCUUUUAGUUCAACUUUACUACUAGCGAUAACAACAUUCACUGAUUUUUUAAAUAAUUCAGCUGUUUUUUUUUUAAUGACAACUGUCAAAGAUGACGCAUUUGCCUGUCCUUCAACCUUAUCAGUCAUAUGGUAUUAGACCAGAAAUUAGUGGCAAUUGCAAAUUUGUAACUAACGAUGACGUUGUAUUUCCUAUUGGUGGGGCACUGGCAUUCCACAAUAUUUACCAGAAACGUAACAAAUACUUGAAGUUACCGAAUAAAGGACUGAACGUUUCUCUAAUGACAGUAAGUCCAACAAGAAAUCUUAUAGCGAUCGCAGAGAGGGGCGAAAGGCCCACUGUUACCACUUACGACGCCGUUACGCACAGGAAAAAGAAACAAUACGUAAUACCCCCCGACAAAGAGGUCAACGCUAAAGAGUUCAUCUGGGUAACGUUUACCUACGACACGAGGUUUAUAAUUUGUUGUACUGGCGAGCCCGACUAUACAUUUUACGUAUUCAAUUGUUUACGAAACAGAUUAGAGAGCUCUGGAAGAGGAAAUAAUUUAAACGGAACGGGAACUGUUAAUGAGAUUGCUUGCAACCCGAACGACGUAAAUCUGAUUGCCGUGGUGGGUUUGAACGUAAUAAAACUAAUGGCCUGUUCGGACUCGAUUUGGAGACAAUUCGGUUACAACAAAACCGAUAAUAUUAAUUUUACAUCGGCUUGCUGGCUGUCGCAAGACCGUCUGCUGUGCGGUUCGUUCACAGGCAGAAUUGUUGUGAUCGAAAGUGGCGAACUCAAGCAGAUUUUUUUCGUCAAUGACUUGAUCAUGAUGGAUUUCAAGGCAACAGAGGAGGAAGAAAAAGCCCCUUCCGAUACUUCGUUACACGAAACAAGUAUGGCGGCGUUCGACGAAGGCAAUAGCCUAGACUUAAGGGUGCGCUGCAUGAUAACGUUCCCACGUGGUCUAGCAUUCGUCUAUCAGUCUGGUACAGUCCAUUUUUUCGAAAAAGAGACAAACCACAGAUACAGAAAACGAAACGUUUACGUAAUUCCCGAUAAUUCCGUGCAGCACGAGAAAGAAGAACCCGUUCUAUUGACAAAGGUCAACAGUCUAGACAUAAAUCCUUCUCAGGAUCACCUUUUGGUGACCUGUUUGCAAAAACAGAUGUUUACCACGAAACUGUGGGGCCCAGACAUAAGCCAAUACCCGGAAACCAAUUUCCACGAGUUGGGACCAGAAUUACACCAUGGAGGCAUUGGAGCCAUCGACGUUUGCCUGUGGAAACCCAUUUUCGUGACGACGGGGGAAUGGGACAGAAAAGUGAAAAUAUGGAACUUCGACAAUGACACUCUGGAACUCACAAAACAGUAUCAGGAGGACAUAUACGGUGUCGCGUUGCAUCCUACGGGACAAUAUAUGGUACUGGGGUUUUCAGGAAAGCUGAGGUUCAUGGUCAUCCUCAUAAACGACUUGAUUUGCAAAAAAGAGUACGGCAUAAGAUACUGCAAAUUAAUUACGUUCAGUACAAGGGGGCAUUUGUUCGCCGUUGUGAAUGGGAAUGUCAUACAGAUUUUUUCAAGUACUUCGUUUGAAAAUGUAAUCAACCUGAAGGGCCACAGUGGCUGGAUCAAAGGAGUAUCCUGGUGCAGAAACGAUUCAAAAAUAGUGUCCUGUGGUACAGAAGGAGCGGUUUACGAAUGGGACCUGUCCACCGGGAAACGGCUAUCAGAAGUGAUAUUGAAAAACGUCUUUUUUAACCACAUCGUUUAUUCGUCCAUGGGUAAAGACAAUUAUUCGGUCAGUCAAGAUGGCAUAAUUCGACAGAAUGUGGAAUGGAGCGUCUACAGAGAAAGAUCUGUAACGGAAUCCGGCUUGGAAUGCGUUAUUCUUUCCAAUCUGGACUCGAUGUUAUUUGUAACAGGAAAUGAAGGAUCAAUUUAUUCAGUUAAAGUGCCUCUACAGGAUGAUUCGCCGAUUCUUGAAUUCACCAUGCACGCAACAACGAUAACAAAGGCAAAAAUCACGCACAACGAUGCUUUCAUUAUAACUUGUUCGGAUGACGGAGACAUUUUCGUAUGGAAAAUACUCAAUGCUGAAACCAAAGCCAUAAAACUAGAGAAAGAGCUACUAUCGUCGACAGACGUCCUGAUACCAAGGGAAAUAUUGCAAGAGAGACUGAAUGAAAUAGAAUUUUUGUACAGGCGUCUGAAAGAGCUGGAAAACGAAUUUUAUUAUCAGAUGAGACAAACUGAAACGUCUUAUGGAGAAAAGAUCAGGUCAAUUCACGAAGGUUACUGCACCGCUAUACAAGAACUGAAAGAAAAAAAUCAGAUGAUGGAAGGAGACCAUGCACGCGAUUUAACGAAAAUAAACCAAGACAUUGAUAAUAUGAAAAAGAAGCACGACCAAGAGAUGACAGCGAUGGAAGCCAAUUACAACGAAAAAUUAAUAACCGAAUACGACAAAUAUCAGCUUUUGGAAGACAGCAAAACGCUCAUGAGAAAGAAAUACGAAGAGGAAUUGGACGAGCUCCGAAAAGCGAAAGCGACAUCAGAAGAAGAAAUAACUAAUCAUUUCUUACAACUUCUGAAUGAGAAGAAAGCUGAAGUCGAAGAGUUAAUUGAAGAAGCAAGUAGAAAGAAGAAAGAACACGAAAUGAUAAAACAGCAAAUAGAAGAUGAUGCAGAUAGAGAAAUUUAUGAAUUAAAAUCUGUUCACGAGAAACAACUUCGGGAAGAACAGGAUGCAAAUAUGAAACUUAAAGGAGAAACUGGCAUAAUAAGGAAGAAACUUCUUGUUACAUACAAAGAGAUGGAGGAAUUGAAACAUACCGUUGUCGUUUUAGAAAAUGACCACACGAAAUUCAAAAACACCAUUGUUAACCUGGACAGGGACAUAAGCGAUCUCAAAAUAGAAAUAUCCGAAAGAGAUCUCACCAUACAAGACAAAGAAAAACGAAUUCUCGAAAUGAAAAAUCGAAAUUUGGAACUGGAAAAGUUCAAGUUUAUUCUCGAAUUUAAAAUUGACGAGUUAAAAGCUCAAAUUGAACCAAGGGACAAGAAAAUCGAAGAACAAGGCGAACAAAUAAAUGAUAUGGUACAAGAAUUGGAAAACUUGCAGAAAAUUAUAAUCAGUCUCGAUCUGCAAUUGGUGGAAUUAAGAGAAAAAUUGGCUGCAGCCGAUAGGGAGUUGCAGAGGGAGGAAAAAAAGAGUAGAGCGGCAAAAGCAAUGCUAAAGACGAUAAGAACAGAUAUACACAGAGCCAGUGGAUUUACUCAGGAUAUACCUAAACUUGUGAAGGAAAUUAGGCUCAUGUAUCACAAAUACAACGCUGAUAAAGACUUUGAACAAUCACAAGCUGAAGACUGCGAAGCUAUGAAUGAAUAUUUACGUCAACGAGACUUUUUGGAAAAAACUGUAAACACCUUGCAAAAACAGAUUAAAGUAAGUCAAUCGACUGGUGGAGUAGACAAAUACCGACUGGUGAACGAGAAUGCAGAGUUGGUUGCCGAUACAAAUCUCCUAAGGAAACAACUUAAAGGCGAACAGCAUAAAAUCAAAAAUUUGGAAUCGGUUUUGGGGCUCAGUUCAAAAUACAUGUUGCCUUCGGAGGCCCAAAAGCGAUUACAAGCCGCAGUUGCCACCAGAGACGAAAUCCGUCAAGAAUUUACGAGUAAAAUAAAGGAUGGUGAAAAUCGGAUUUCCGUUUUACGUUCUGAAAAUUGUCGGCUAAAGGAAAAGCUCGUGGAUGAUCAAAAAGAGGUUGUAGAAGAUGUAUUGCCAAUCUCUGAUGAUAAAGAAUAAAAUAAAACAUUUAUUACAAUGCAA
Molecule: messenger RNA, 3817 nt
Organism: Agrilus planipennis (emerald ash borer)
Lineage: Eukaryota; Metazoa; Arthropoda; Insecta; Coleoptera; Buprestidae
Product: cilia- and flagella-associated protein 57-like
Exons: 11
Coding region: 92-3793 (1233 amino acids)
Molecular function (GO): protein binding
Source: RefSeq, a predicted model, not a curated record